AGUAGCCCCUCGGACGUCCUAAGCCCGCCGAGACAGCGAGGGUUUAGGGUUUUGCGGCCCACCUGUAGGCGAUAACAUGCGGCCUCCAAGGGGUAGAGACGGCGGCCGCGGCGGCCGGUUUGGCGGCCGGUUUGGCGGCCGCGGAGGCGGAGGAGGCCGUGGUGGCUUUCGUGACGAAGGUCCUCCACCUGAAGUCGUAGAGGUUUCUUUGUUCCUUCACGCUUGUGAGGGAGACGCGGUCGCGAAGCUUACAAAUGAGAAGGUACCUUACUUCAAUGCGCCGAUAUAUCUGCAGAACAAGACCCAGAUCGGGAAGGUGGAUGAAAUAUUUGGGCCCAUCAAUGAAUCCUACUUCUCGAUUAAGAUGAUGGAGGGCAUCAUAGCCUCUUCGUAUUCUCCUGGAGACAAGUUUUACAUUGAUCCCGCCAAGCUUUUGCCACUUUCACGGUUCCUACCACAGCCAAAGGGCCAGGCUCAAGCAGGAACAAGAGGUGGGGGCCGCGGGGGUGGACGAGGUGGUGGCCGCGGGGGUGGACGAGGCGGAGGUUUCCGUGGCAGAGGUGGUCCAAGGGGUGGCCGGGGGGGUUUUCCAAGAGGUCGGCGUGGUGGUGGCUUCAGGGGCCGAGGAAGAUCAUAAUGCAAACCAUAUGCUUUAUAAUCUGUUUCCCUACAAAAUCCUUUUUUGCAAUCAAGCUCAGGGGAAUUUGCUUAAGGUCAGGAGAGUCUCAAGAAAGCUAGUUUGGCUUUUAGGGUAUGAAUUCGAAAGUCAUUCUUGAGCACAUUGAAUAUUUAGGAACAACUGUAAUGACAUGCUUCGGAUAUGCAGGGGACACUGAUUAUUGAACUUCUGUUAGUAUAUCAAUUUGGAACGAUUUAGCAAUGAAUGUGAUUGCAUUUUUCGCUUAUAAAUUGAAUUUUAUAGGAC
Molecule: messenger RNA, 925 nt
Organism: Phoenix dactylifera (date palm)
Lineage: Eukaryota; Viridiplantae; Streptophyta; Magnoliopsida; Arecales; Arecaceae
Product: putative H/ACA ribonucleoprotein complex subunit 1-like protein 1
Biological process (GO): ribosome biogenesis; snoRNA guided rRNA pseudouridine synthesis
Cellular component (GO): box H/ACA snoRNP complex
Molecular function (GO): box H/ACA snoRNA binding
Source: RefSeq, a predicted model, not a curated record